This is a messenger RNA of Aureobasidium musti, 2046 nucleotides long. NCBI's taxonomy places the organism in Eukaryota, Fungi, Ascomycota, Dothideomycetes, Dothideales, Saccotheciaceae. The record is from the annotation of a GenBank genome assembly.
AUGGAUUCAGCCGGGCAUAUCAUCUUCACAGCCAACGAUCUGUAUGCUCGUGCCAAUACCACGAAUGGAACUAGUACCGAAAAUAGCCAGGACCAUGCCUCACGACCUCCGGUAUACAAAGCAGUUGGUAUCAUCCUCGCCCAUGGAUUGCUCAAGGCAAACGAGAAAUACAAUGAGGCUGCUGGUGAAGGUUACGGUUACCUCAAAAAUGGAUGGUGGUGGACUGGAAUGAUCUUGAUGAUCAUAGGUGAAGUAUGCAAUUUUGUUGCCUAUGCUUUCGUCGAUGCUAUCCUCGUUACUCCCUUUGGAGCUCUCAGCGUCGUCAUCACUACCAUCUUGUCAGCAAUCUUCCUCAAAGAGCGCCUCAGUUUCGUUGGCAAGGUCGGUUGUUUUCAAUGUGUGAUUGGCGCCGUUAUCAUCGCCCUCAAUGCUCCUGAGCAAUCCUCUGCUGCUAAUAUCCAGCAAAUGCAACAUUUUGUCAUUGCACCUGGUUUCUUGACAUAUACUGGAGUUGUCAUCAUUGGAUGUGUUUUCACUGCUCUUUGGGCUGGUCCCCGUUACGGAAACAAGAGCAUGUUCGUCUAUCUCACCAUUUGCAGUCUGAUUGGCGGAUUGAGUGUCGUUGCAACUCAAGGUCUUGGUGCUGCUAUUGUUGCUGCUAUUGGCAAGACUACUGAUGUCAACCAGUUCAAACAAUGGUUUCUAUGGGUCUUGUUCGUUUUUGUCAUCUGCACACUUUUGACAGAGAUUAUCUAUCUCAACGUGACGCUUAACAUCUUUAAUGCUGCUCUGGUCACGCCAACUUAUUACGUUUACUUUACUUCUGCGACCAUCGUCACCUCAGCCAUCUUGUUCAGAGGAUUUGGUGGAAGCACAGUAGGUAUAGUAAGUGUGAUUAUGGGCUUCCUGACAAUUUGCUCUGGCGUUGUAUUGCUUCAGCUCGCAAAAUCAUCCAAGGACGUACCAGAUACGGCCAUUUUCAAGGGAGAUCUGGAUCAAGUCCGCACCAUUGCCGAACAGGAAGAGCCAGAAAGCGAGCCGCGCGCCGACACUAUUCGUGGUGGUGCUGCAAUCGAGCUUGAUGAAGCCCGCACUAUCGCUAGCGAACACAUGGAGCCCAUUGGCGAAGAUGAUACGGUGUAUUUCGAUGGUUUGCGACGUCGUAAAACCGUCGUUGCGCCUAGUGGCCACACAUCGCUGCAAUCGGCGAAGACUUCUCACCCGCCCCUGGGCCUAACGCAUUUCCCUAAUGAACAUCACACUGAUAGCGACAGUGAUAACGAUGUGCACCCUGGGUUCUUGCCGCGUUUCCGCCGAAGUAAGAAGAAGCGACACCCAUCUGGAGAACAUUCUCUGAUGGAGAUGAAACCACCACUAACCCUGAAAUCACAAUCGACCUUCUCAACGACAGCUGAUGAGGAACCUGCACGUGAGCACGUCUAUGGACUACCAUCAGGACUCCGUUCACCCAAUCUGGACACCGACACUUCCUAUAAAGGCGGCAGUGCGAUUCACUGGACAACCAGCAUCGACGAGCGAGAGAAAGAACGUGCUAUGAGCCAAUCUAGUUCCUUGAUGCCUCCCAAACCUCCGCCACACUCACGACCAGAUUCGUCAGGCAAACGCACCUUCAGUUUCCAGAACGUCUUCCACCGCAAGAACCAUGACGAAAGCGCAGACGACGGCACCAUUCGCCCCAUCUCGCGCGGCGCAUUGAGUUUUGCCUCUCGCAAGAGUAGCUCCUCUCACCACCGUCCUGCCAGCCGUAACAACGCUAGCGAGGAAGAAAGACUAGGUCUGGUGACUGGCGAUGCAGCAGGCAAAAACAAGCAACCCCAAUACCAAGGUGUCUCCAACUACGAGGCGGAAGAUGACGACUGGCUCGUCACUAGCGGUAGAAGCGAGAGUCCUGAAGAUGUCAUGGGUGAUCUUGGUCGUGUUCGCAUGGAUAGAAGUCGCAGUCGCAGUGACGACAGCAACUAUGAACGUUAUGACGAUGACGAGUUGGGGUAUUUGAAGCCCAAGAGGCCUAGUGGGUUUGAUUGA